Messenger RNA from Calidris pugnax (ruff), 4792 nucleotides. It is a transcript of the gene TOB2, whose product is annotated as transducer of ERBB2, 2. Bases 407 to 1429 code for a protein of 340 amino acids. NCBI's taxonomy places the organism in Eukaryota, Metazoa, Chordata, Aves, Charadriiformes, Scolopacidae. Gene Ontology annotation, cellular component: nucleus; cytoplasm. Gene Ontology annotation, biological process: regulation of gene expression. The record is from RefSeq and is a predicted model, not a curated record. Gene Ontology annotation, molecular function: transcription corepressor activity. The transcript is spliced from 2 exons.
GCUAAGGGUGAAAGUUUGCCGUGAGUUGGCUCACUUGGGGCCAGGGCGCGGGCGGCUGCGGGCCGGCGGGGCGACCAGCGAGGCGGUGGCGACAGCGACACGGGCACCGGCACCCGCAACCUCCACCACCACCUCUGGGCGUUCCGCACCACCUCCGGCCCGCCUCGUAGCCCCCGGGCCCGCCCCGCGGAGGAAGCUGCACCGCCGGGGAUAAGGCGAGGGAGGGGACGGGACGGGGCAGAGACCCGCACGCACCGCCCGGGCUCCGCCGGCAGCGCCCACGGCCCCCGACGGCUGCUGGCCCUGGAGCCGAGGACGAAGUUUCUCUGGAGCCAAAUCUUGUCUAUGUGUGUGUCAUUUUGUCUCUUUUAAUACACUGCCCUGACUUGCUUGCUGCGAAGGGAGUAUGCAUCUGGAGAUCAAAGUUGCUCUUAACUUCAUCAUCUCAUACCUGUACAACAAGCUUCCUCGGAGGCGGGCAGACCUGUUUGGUGAGGAGCUAGAGCGCCUGCUGAAGAAAAAAUAUGAGGGUCACUGGUACCCGGAGAAGCCUCUGAAGGGAUCUGGCUAUCGCUGCGUUCAUAUAGGGGAGACGGUGGAUCCGGUGGUGGAGCUGGCGGCCAAGCGAAGCGGGCUGGCCGUGGAGGAUGUGCGUGCCAAUGUGCCAGAAGAGCUGAGCGUCUGGAUCGAUCCUUUUGAGGUUUCCUACCAGAUCGGCGAGAAGGGCUCUGUUAAGGUCCUCUACAUGGAUGACAGCGAGGGCUGCAGUGCCGUGGAGCUGGACAAAGAAAUCAAGAGCAGCUUCAACCCCGACGCCCAGGUGUUUGUUCCCAUUGGCAGCCAGGACAACUCGCUGUCCAACUCUCCGUCCCCCUCCUUCGGCCAGUCGCCUAGCCCCACCUUCAUCCCUCGCUCUGCCCAGCCCAUCACUUUCACCACUGCCACCUUUGCUGCCACAAAGUUUGGCUCUACCAAGAUGAAGAAGGGCGGCGGAGCCGGAGGAGGGGGCAGCGGAGCAGGGGCUGGGCAGCAGCCGAGGAUGGUCAGGUCUCCCACCACCAACCUGCUGAAGCACAAGGGCCUCUCCCUGUCUAUGCACUCUCUGAACUUCGUCGGGAGCGCUGGGAGCCAAGCCCCGCAGUCGCAGCUCUCCCCCAACGCCAAGGAGUUCGUUUACAGCGGCGGGUCGCCGGGAGCCAGCAGCCUCUUCUUCGAUGGUGUUGCCAGUGAGAGCCAGGCCAGCAGCAUCCCGCCAGCGUCGCAGUUCAACACCGGCACAGGUGGUACCUUUGAUAUGGCUCAGGUCUUCGGUGGCAGCACCAACAGCCUCUUUUUGGAGAAGUCUCCCUUCGUGGAAGGACUCAGCUACAACCUGAAUGCCAUGCAGUAUCCCAGCCAGUCGUUCCAGCCUGUCGUCCUGGCCAACUGAACACAAGGAAGGAGAGUAUUUUGGGGUGGGGAGGGAGGGGGGGGAAGAAACAAGAACAAAACAAACAAUAAAGAGGGAGAGAAAAGAAAAAUAGAAAUAUACAGAAAAUAUUCAAAUCUUAUAAAUAUAGCUUCUUGGGAAAAGAGAGAGCCCAGUGUUGUUGCGCUGUGCUGGCAACGCUCCUGAAGCACUGACUUGUUUUUUAACUCAGUCCCUGUGCUUUUUUCCUACUCACUUUUUUUACUCCUUAAAUGAGUCUUUGGAUUUUUUUUUUUUUGGUUUGUGUUCCCCCCUUCCCCCACCCCAGCCCAGGACUGGUGCAACCAUAGGUCACGAUGCUCCUGAUGCCCUGCACCCCCUCCCAGCGCUGGACACGGGGCCCUUCCACCUGGGUGUAGGGAUGUCUCCUUUCUACCACCUGGCUGGAGGAGGGACGGGGAGAGGAUGAGUCAGUAUCGGCAGAGAUACACACACUGUUGUUGCGCGCUAGCUAGAAAUGGGUGGGUGAGCUUGCUUUUUCUGUUACGGCUCUGCGUGUAAACGGAGAGCAUCGACUGUGCCCACAGGCAUAGAGCGUUGUGCUGCUGUUGCUCCAGCCUGGGCUGGUGUCAGCUGUUCUGUCUGUGUGCUGGAAAGCACUGACUCUUCUCCUUGACCGUCGCAGGGAGGGCAGAGUGUUACUGUGAAAUGGCUUCUUCCCGCUCCUCAUCUGCGCUUCCAGCUGCAGCUACAGGGCCGCGCUUUGAACUGAGCGACUCUGGUUAUUGUCCCCUUCUGCACAUGAGUGAGGGGACCUUUCCGUGCCCUGCUGGGGCCGGCCGGUCCGUCCGAGUGACAACCCUGUGGUGUAAAAACACCACCUGCCUGUCCCUGCAGCUGAGGGAGGUGGUGCUGAGCCAAGCAACCCCACUUGGAUCCUGCUCCCAGAGGUUCUCCCCAGCAGCAGCGGCCAGCAUCUUGGGGUGGCCUCUGAGGUCUGAGUUUUUGUUCCCUGCUGUGAAUUUGUCUCCUUGUCUUGGAGAGGGAAUUCUUUCUUUUUUAAUUAGAGAGGCAGCACUACUUUAGAGGAAGAGAAAGGGCUAUGUUGUUGGAGCGGUAGCAUAAGGGUUUGUGCUUUCAGCCAGGUAUACAGCUGGGUUAAAUCCCUUCCCCGGCCCUUCUGGGGGAGCGGGAGGAGGUGGCUGAUGUGGUGUGGAAGGGAAGCACCUAGCAUCAACUCAUCAUUCCAGCUGGAUCACGUCAGCGCGGACGGUGGCAGGCUUAGAGCAGAGCGGUGCCGGGCACCCCGAAAGCAAGUGCCCGUCCCAGCCUAUGAAUGUGUAGUGCCUCCCUGCCGCAGGGCUGGGAUCUGGGAAUGCCCCUGCAGCUUUCCCCAGGACAAUGUACUGCAGUUGGGCAGUAGUGGCUUUUCAGCUAGGUUGCUUCUGUGUCAGGGACUCUAAAACCCACCUUCAUGGGGAAGCUGAAGGAGGGCUGCUUCUUGCCCAGGUAGGGUGGAGGCUCUCUAGGUGGGAAGGAGGUCUCCUUGGAGGCUGUCGUGGGAGUAUGGAAGCGUGCGAAGAGGAGAGAGGUGGAGAUGAUGAGACUCCAGUCUUUGAAGUUCUUAGUUUAAAUGAAAAAUAAGCUUUUUGCUGCCUCCCAAACUUUGAGGUUUGGUUUUCUUUUAAUGAUGUCUCUGGAGCACCCUCUGAAACCCACUUCUCCUGUAUCUGUCCAACCAAUGUGCUCUUUCAAGACAUCCCUGUUUCAAGGGAGAUGGGCUUGAACUCACGCUUUUCCUUCUCCUUUCCCUCGAGCUGAGAUGAAGGCACUCCAGCCCUCUUGUAGUUGUGUUGCCAAUGAGCCUUUGCAGAGGUCUGUCCCAGGGAGACUGCCACUUGCCUGAAGCUCUGUAAGGAGAGUUUCCAGCACACCCUUCCCCUCGCUGGGGCACUGGGGGGGGCACAGUCCUGACCUGGUGCCCAGCAUGGGUUCCCAAGCAGGCUGCUUGCCGUCGAGCUAUGACCAAUGCAGUGGGUGGGCGAGGAGAACGGAGCCCAGCUACCUUCCCCCAAACUGGCACCCACGGCUUCAACCCUGCAGGUUUCCAGACUAGGGCGAGUCGCUGAGGAAUGGCCAAGCUGCUGGGUUUGCUGGGUUUCCCUUUUUCCUUCUUUUUUUUUUUUUUUUUUUGACCCCCCCCACUUAGGGAUGUUACCACUGCCACCCCCAUCCUUCUCCCUGGCAGUGUGCUACUGAGUGCCAGCCCACUUGCCACACUGGACUGAGGGGUGCUCAGCCCACGAUCCUGGGACCCAGUGCAGUUGUCCCCAACUGUCCCCACAUCUGGCAAAGCCACCUGUGAGCCACUGCUGGGGGACAGGGUGCUUUCUUCCAGCACAGGUAGGGAGGGAGGGGAGAAGUGGGGAUGCCCCUGGCCACCUGCUUAUGUGUGUGAAGCUUUGAUGCCGCUUUGCCCUGCCACACGUAUUAUACCUGCUUUAAAAAUUAGUGGUGUGAGUGGAAGGAGGAAAAGAGGAGGGACCAACCUCUUUGUAUCUUAAAAGGAAAAAAGCGUGCUUCAGAAACGUUCCUCCAGCGUCAGGCAGCAAUGGAAACUAACGGCCUUUUCGGGUCUUUUCUAGUCUUGGAUGUAGGCGUUCAGCUUCAAUUUUAUUUUUUAAAAACCUGCACUAAUUUACCUGGUUUCUUAGGAAGAGAAGAGAGAAAUUUUUUUUUAACUUUUAUUUUUUAUGGGUUUGUGUUCUUUUUGUUGAUGUCCGUUUGUAUUGAAUAAUUUGCUACAUUUGUAAAAUGUAAGAGGUAUAUAUAAUAUAUGUAUAUUUCUAACGUAAAAAAAAACUGUAAUUUUUUUCUUUUCAAGAUUUUUUCUUAAAAAGAGGAGAGAAAAAAUAUUUUUUCAGGAAAAAAACUUUAAAAAAAAAAGAAGAGGUGAAGAUUCCUUUCUCCCCACUCAGCCUCCCUCCUUUUCCUCCCGCCCCUCUCCGAGGAGUGAAUCGACAGUUGCCUUGUGGGAGAGAAGGAGUGAAAGAGGACAGAAGUCUGUAUGUCUCCGAGCAGAGGGUUUCUGUGUGUGCUCUGCUUGGGUUUGUUUCCGAGAAGGGGGCUACUGAGAGGGGGAACCAGGGGGUUGCUGUCUUUUUAUUUUUUUUUCUUUUUAUUUUUUUUUCUUUAGCGAAGGAGGAAUACAAUCAGAGUUUUGUAUUCAGAAUGUUGUGCAAUAUUUUGGAACGGGACAUUGGUGUGUCUAGAGAUUUAGUUAAAAACAACAAAAAAAAAAAAACACAAAAAGGUUGAUCAAAUCUGUACAGUUUCUAUUGUUCCAGAUUUUUUUAAGUUUGUAUUAAAAGCAUGAUAUAAUAA